UAGUUGUUCGAAUUGGAUGCAUUGUUCAUUCGCACAAACCCCUGUCCUUCCACUCUUUCUUCCCGGUCCCUCCUCAAGUCUGCUUGGACUCUUUGGAGAAAGUCGUUCUUUGCUUCAUUACACGAUCGUGACGAGAUACUAUAUACGAACUCACGACAUCAAUAUACGAUCAUGGGCUUUCUCAAGCGUUUCUUCUCCUUGAGCAGCAAGCGGUCAAAGAAAAGCAAACGGACCCGCCAGGAAGAUAAAGUUGACGCUUCUGGUCGGGUAAUCCAACCAGAAGUACAAGAGGGAGAGGUCACGCGUCUAUUACGCUCCUCUUCAGCUCACUUCUCUGUUGGAACAGAGGUUGACUAUUCUUCAUUGCCACCUAUUCCCCACCCUAUCAACAACGUUGUAAACACGCCAUCUGGAACACCCGCUCGUUCGGCCACAAACCUUCAACGAUCCGGUACCUACAGCGUCACCGUCCACGGUCGUACAAUCCAUUCGUGCACUGAGUUCCCGAAUGCCAACCCACCACUUCACGAGGAGUCAAAGCACGAAGUUCUACACCGUGAUGUCGAGUACUUCGAUGAGUCACCAGUGCGAGCUCGGUUUGACCCCAAGUCUGUGCCAUUCACGCCGCACGAUCAGAGUCGCGUUCAGCGUCUUCGUAAAGAUCCUUCGGUUGCAAGCUUACUUAACAUGUACGAUGAUAAGGGGCGUAUUCAUUCCAAAGCAUUCUCGAAUACUCCUCCAACUCCGGCACCCGUACAGGAAGUCGGACGUGAACAGGUGAAGCGAUCCGGUUCCACUCUUCGCCAGCUUCUCGGCGCACCAGAGUCGGAUCGUGCCAACGAUGAAACUGCUAUGAUGGGCGACAUCUCAUGGGCGGAACGAUUCAUUGGCGAACACGACAACGCGAGCUCCGACUCUCUUGCUUCCUCCGUUUCUCUACCCCUCGAGACGCCCAAGGACACAUACCCACACACUCUUUCAAACCCACAAGUUAUCAUGGACACCGCCUUCACAAUCGACAACUCUCUUUCUGAACUCUCUGUCAAUUACCCGACGUUCUCCUCGAUGGAGGUAGAACUCAGCGGUAGCACGAGCAUCGAUACCUCUGAAACAUCUGCUCUGAAAGAACCUAAACUUCCUCAAAUACCCGAAGUGCGUGUUGCAGUCCCAUCUACACCCCACCGACCCGCCACGGAAAUCUUUGGCUUCCUUACAGAGCGCAAGAAAUCCAUCCUCGAGAAGAACCGGCAGAAGGAACAACAGCACGAUCGCGACUUACCUGCUCUUCCUACCCCAUCCGUCUCGGACUCUUCAUCACACCUCAAGACCCCGAUGUCCACUUCGAACUUUUUCUCUGCGACACCCACGACAAACUCAAGCCCUGCUACGACAAACAGUGACACCUCAUCUGGUCAGAUUCAUACUGCCACGAUAACGAAACUCACGCCAGUUAUGAACCCACUCUCCCGUUCGACUGACACCCUCAACCUCUUGCAGUCUUAUACACCGUCAAACACCACCAAUGUUUACCCCAGAUAUCCACUCUCUGCAACCCCGACUGAACACCGCGUUCGGUUCGACGACGAAGUGGAUGUCGCACGCCGCGACAUCCCUAACCAACCUACUGGCUCGAGCUCAAGCAGCGGAGCCAGUCAACCUAGUCGGAUCCCUCGAGGCCCCCGACCCGUACCUAUCAUAGGUCCUUCUCCCUCUUCACGAGGAUCGGACCUCGCGUAUCUCCAACGUUCUUCAAGUCCUUUCUCGUUCUCAAAUAUCCAACCAGCUUCCGAGGCUCCUCAGAAGCAAUCCCGUAUACCCAAGGUAUCGACUACCUCUCGUUCGCAAGACCCUUUCACCACAACAUCCCGCAGCCGUCCCCACCGUCGUACUGGCUCUCGCAACUCCAACAGUGGCAAUAGCAUUCUUUCUGAUUCUGAUUCCGACCAACAGAAAGCACCUGCUGCCAAACGUAACGGGUCACGGAAGGCGGCACCCGUUGUGGAGAAGGAGAACAGUCCUGUCUCGUCUACGACUCAACCGCCCAGGACACCAAACGGUCGGGCUCACUCGCAUUCACGUGCUAUCUUUGAUGCACGACAUCCCAAUCUUGUCAACGGCGAAGUGCCUUCUCCAGCGUCAUCGACAGAACUAUCGCCUAUCGCCAAAGAUAUCAUGGCGAACCUUAGGAGACAGAAGCAGAGAACGACAGAAGAUGGGGACCGGUAUGCCUAUGCCGGGUUCCAGCGGUAGCAGGCAGUACUGGCUGCUGCUUGAACUGUUCUCUUUUAUCUUACUUCAUACCAUAGGGUUAUUGAAAGGCUUAUGAAAAGGACUAUUUUACACGGCGUCGUCUUUUAGUUUUCUUACUCGUUCUUGUCACUUUUUGCUUUCUUUUGUUGUUUCGUUUUUCUAGUUGUGUUACAGUUUUGUUGAAGCUCUCAGGUUACUCUGUAUUUCCGCGUUACAUUCUUCUCGUUACCAGUAUUUAUCACUCUCUGGCUCACACGAAGAAGAACUAGAGUUGUUUUCGUCAUGAACCACCCUGAAUUGAAGGAAAUGCAAAAAUACAAGCAGCUAAGCUAUUGAACCAAGAGCAAAGUUGCUGGAACGUAAAGUAACGGGUUACGUCAUAUGGAUCAAACCAGUGACCCUAAAAGAUGAAAAGGAGUGUGCGGUAGGCCUCGUAAAGUCAUUGGAACAUUAGUCGUAAAUGGACCUUUCAUAGUCGUC
Messenger RNA from Somion occarium, 2730 nucleotides. NCBI's taxonomy places the organism in Eukaryota, Fungi, Basidiomycota, Agaricomycetes, Polyporales, Cerrenaceae. The record is from the annotation of a GenBank genome assembly.